AUGGUUCAACAUUCAUCUCAUACACUUUUACAACAAAAUGGUUUUACUCAACAAGUUUAUCUUAAAUAUAAACAAUACUGUCUUGAUGGAAGAAUUGAUAUUGGUUUAACUAUUGCUAGUGGUGUGAUUAAUUCUAUGCUUUAUAAUGUUGAUGGUGGUCAUCGAGCUGUUAUUUUUGAUCGUUUUCAAGGUGUUAAACUAGAUGUUAUUGGAGAAGGAACUCAUUUUAUGAUUUCAUGGCUUCAUAGACCAAUUAUAUUUGAUAUUCGUACACGAUCACGAUCUGUUCCAUCAAUAAUAGAAAUAAAAGGUUUACAAACAAUUAAUAUAACAUUACGUAUUCUUCAUCGACCAAGAGCUGAAAUUUUACCAAACAUUUUUUGCAAAUUUGGUUUUAAAAUCUGUUGUACUAAGUCUCAAUUUGAUGCUAUUGAAUUGACUACACAACGCACACUUAUUUCGCAACGUAAUAGUGAAUUAUUAACAGAACGUGCUGCUCAAUUUGGUUUAUUACUUGAUGAUAUUUCAAUUAUAAGAUACGAUAAAAAAGAGUCUCGAGUUGAUUAUAUUGUUUUUUUUCUUUAA
This is a messenger RNA of Rotaria sordida, 585 nucleotides long. Lineage: Eukaryota; Metazoa; Rotifera; Eurotatoria; Philodinida; Philodinidae. The record is from the annotation of a GenBank genome assembly.